Molecule: messenger RNA, 721 nt
Organism: Dromiciops gliroides (monito del monte)
Lineage: Eukaryota; Metazoa; Chordata; Mammalia; Microbiotheria; Microbiotheriidae
Gene: MRPS16
Product: mitochondrial ribosomal protein S16
Exons: 3
Coding region: 151-549 (132 amino acids)
Biological process (GO): mitochondrial translation
Cellular component (GO): mitochondrial small ribosomal subunit; ribosome
Molecular function (GO): structural constituent of ribosome
Source: RefSeq, a predicted model, not a curated record
CAGGCGCAGAAAAUUCUUCGCUUCCGGUGGCGGGGACGGGACGCUAGCUGGGGCGCUGAGAGCCCGGCCCGGUGCAGUCGCUUCGGAGGUUCCGAGUCCUAACGGGUUUCCUUAUAGACCCCCUGGCGCGUCGUUUCCAUCUAGCCCGCCAUGGUCCAGCUAACCUCCCUCCUUUGUAAGACAUACCAUGGCGGACAUGUGACCAUCCGCCUGGCCCUCAGCGGCUGCACCAACCGGCCCUUCUACCGAAUCGUGGCUGCCUACAACAAGCGUGCCCGAGAUGGCCGGUACUUGGAGCAGCUGGGCUGUUAUGACCCCAUGCCCAACACGAAUGGGGAGAAGCUCGUAGGCCUUAACUUGGAGAGAAUCCGGCACUGGUUAGGCUCUGGGGCCCAUCUCACUAAGCCUGUGGAGAAGCUUCUAGGUCUUUCUGGAUUUUUCCCUCUGCAUCCCAUGACUGUGACAAAUGCGGAGAGGCUUCGCCGGAAACGUGCUCUCGAGGCCAGCUCAGUUUCUCAGGCAGCAAGCACAGAGACAGAACCCAGCUGAGCUUCAUGAGCAAGACCUGCCCGUCCAGUCAAGAAGCCUUUCUUAAAGUGUUUACUUUGUGCUAGACACUCUGCUAAGCUCUUGGAAAAAUUUAUUCUUGGAGCCACCUGGCACACGUUGGGCUAAGAACUCAUUCUGUUUUGUUCUGAGGUGAAUAAAGGGAAUUUUCAGA